UGCUGGUCACACCGGCACAGAUACAUCGCAGAAAAGGUCGCAAUUUUUUUUUGGAGCAGCGCUCACAUUCCGGAAAUUCAGCAAUUUUAAGGCGGAAUUUAAGAAUACCAACACACAUCCCAUCCCCGCACCAAGCAGCAGCGGCACAGGACACAAUAUGGCCAUAGCCGAGCAUGACAACGUUUUCAUUUUUGUGCCAAAUUUGAUCGGCUAUGCCCGCAUCGUUUUGGCCUUGAUCGCCUUCUGGUUCAUGUCCACCAACUAUGUGAUCUCCGGCUGGUGUUAUGUAACCUCCGCCUUGCUGGACGCCGUCGAUGGACAUGCCGCCCGGGCCUUCAAUCAGAGCACUCGCUUUGGUGCCAUGCUGGAUCAGUUGACCGAUAGAUGCGGCACCACUGGCCUGCUGGUCACCCUGGCCUACUUCUAUCCCCGUUACAUGUUCUGGUUCCAGCUGUCCAUUGCCAUCGAUGUGGCCUGCCAUUGGCUGUUCAUGCAGACGAGCGUUGUGGUGGGUCGCAGCUCGCACAAGGUCAACGAGAACUUUAUAAUGCGGCUGUACUAUCAGAAGGACAUACUCACCUUUAUGUGCUGCGUCAAUGAGUUGUUCUACGUGUGCCUGUAUCUUUUGCAUUUCACCUACGGACCGCUGAUAUUUGGAGCCUCGCUCUUCAAGAUACUCGCCUUCCUCACGGGCCCCUUUGCCGUGCUCAAGGCUCUGAUCUCGGUGAUGCAUGCCUAUGUGGCGGGCAUCGAUCUGGCCGCCGUGGAUGUACGCGAGCGGCAGGAGAAGCGACAGAAGGCGGAGCCGGGCAAAAAGCUGGAGUAAAAAUCUUUGAACUUCCAGCGAAAGAAAAUCUUUUGAUUCCAAAAAAAACAGAAAAAGAAACCUUAAGAGAGGACGCAGAGAUCAGAGAUGGGAUGAUGUGAGAUGAGAUGAAGGGCUUUAGGCAACCAAAUAGGACGUGUGUGUGUUAGUAGAAUUUAAAAACUAUUUUUAUGCGCUAUUGCAAGGAUUGUUGACUUUAUUUUGUAUUUUGUUUUAAUUAUUUACGGAAAGCAGCAAUUAUUUUGAAUUGAAAAAUGCAAGAAAUUAAAGCGAUUCGUUCCAGGAAACACAGAAAUGAA
Drosophila kikkawai is the source of this 1125-nucleotide messenger RNA. It is a transcript of the gene Pis, whose product is annotated as phosphatidylinositol synthase. The record is from RefSeq and is a predicted model, not a curated record. Gene Ontology annotation, biological process: phosphatidylinositol biosynthetic process. Gene Ontology annotation, molecular function: CDP-diacylglycerol-inositol 3-phosphatidyltransferase activity. NCBI's taxonomy places the organism in Eukaryota, Metazoa, Arthropoda, Insecta, Diptera, Drosophilidae. Gene Ontology annotation, cellular component: Golgi apparatus; membrane.